AUAACACUUCGCGGACGUUUCGGUUCGAAGGCCGCGCAGGUGUACCUGCGUCUCACGUUGCCAUAGCGACCGAGCCUCGGGCUCGCGGAUCCUCGCUGCCCGGUCAACAUCUUUGAGCAUCCGCAGCUCCGGAGGCGGGAGUCCACAUUGAAGUCACAGACCUGAGCAUAUUCUGGAAUUGACUACACUUCUACUUAAAUGGAUUAAGACCUCACCUUUGAUUAUUCAACAAACUCUUAGAAGAGGAAACAGACCCUUGGACAUCCUGGAAGACCAUACUCGUCUCCGCAGGUAGGAAACUAUGUGAAAGAAUCCUCUGAUGUCAUAAUUUCUGGGUGUCACUGGAACAUUUGGUCAUCAUUUUCUUGGCAAUUCCAGCUUUCCAUAGAAGGUCAGUAGACGCAGUUGACUGACUCAUUGAUCUCUACUUGAAACAGACUCAGGCUAUUUUGCUAGACUUCUGGUGAAUUAUGCCUUUUCGGUGUGGAACCCAGCCAAGAAGAUUUCCAGUGGAAGGAGGAGAUUCUUCAAGCGGACUGGAGCCUGGCCUGAGCUCUAGUGCUGCCUGUAAUGGAAAGGAGAUGUCACCCACCAGGCAGCUCCGCAGAUGCCCUGGAAGUCACUGUCUGACGAUAACUGAUGUCCCCAUCACUGUUUAUGCCUCAAUGCGAAAGCCGCCUGCACAAAGCAGCAAGGAAAUGCCUCCCAAAUAGCAUCAUUAAGUCUUUGCGUAGAGGUCUGACUAGGUCAAGGGUAAUGGGCCAGUAUCCUCUUAUAAUCCAGUAAACAAAUAAAAGUGGUGGCACCUUUGGAUGAUGACAAUAA
Molecule: messenger RNA, 825 nt
Organism: Erinaceus europaeus (western European hedgehog)
Lineage: Eukaryota; Metazoa; Chordata; Mammalia; Eulipotyphla; Erinaceidae
Gene: FAM229B
Product: family with sequence similarity 229 member B
Exons: 5
Coding region: 471-713 (80 amino acids)
Source: RefSeq, a predicted model, not a curated record